Messenger RNA from Miscanthus lutarioriparius, 594 nucleotides. Lineage: Eukaryota; Viridiplantae; Streptophyta; Magnoliopsida; Poales; Poaceae. The record is from the annotation of a GenBank genome assembly.
AUGCGGCGUCUCGCUCUCCUCCUCCUGCCACUCCUCCUCGCCGCCGGCGCCACCAUGGCGUCGGCGGAGCCCGCGACCCCUCCCGCCUCCUCUCUGACUCCCUCUCCCUCUCCCCCUUCGCCUUCGCUGACCCUCGCCGAGCUCCUCCCGAAGUACGGCCUGCCCCCGGGCAUCUUCCCCUCGACCGUCACCGCCUUCUCGCUCGCCAGCAACGGCAGCCUCACCGUCGACCUCGCGGGCCCCUGCUACGUCCACUUCGAGUACCUCACCUACUUCGAGGCCCACAUCACGGGGGUGCUCCGCUACGGCUCCCUCUCCGACCUCCAGGGCGUCCAGGUCCGCCGCUUCCUCAUCUGGUACAACGUCAUCCGCAUCAAGGUCGACCUGCCCCCGCCGCCGCGCUACGUCUACAUCGACAUCGGGUGGAUCACGCGCAAGCUCCCCGCCGACGACUUCCAGUCGCUCCACGCCUGCGAGGACUCCAGGAGGUGCCGCCUCCUCCGCGCUCGCCGUCGCCGCCAAAUGGUUCCAGGACUUCUUUGCCCAAUUUUAGGGGAUGGGGAAGGCCUACGAUUUGACAACAGCAUUGGAUGA